This is a messenger RNA of Fusarium tjaetaba, 1119 nucleotides long. RefSeq lists its product as uncharacterized. The coding region runs from base 1 to 1119 and encodes 372 amino acids. The transcript has a single exon. The record is from RefSeq and is a predicted model, not a curated record. Lineage: Eukaryota; Fungi; Ascomycota; Sordariomycetes; Hypocreales; Nectriaceae.
AUGGCACACGUCGACAGAGGGCAAUCUGAUCGCGACCCCUACUCUCUGAGGAUGGAAGAGUUUCGUGUCAAGAUCAGAAAAUGUCAAGACGCCUCAAUGGCUCGAUCUCGGGUCCAGAGUGUCCUGAGCAACUACAACCAGAUGUGUCCCGACAUGCCCAAGGCGAUUCAGCUCAGGGUCGCCAGGUUUCUCCGACACGAGAAAUGGGUAGAUAGCCCGCGCCACCUUAACCGAUUCAAAUUCUAUACUAUGCUUAGCGGCCAGGGACGCACCAAAGUGCUGAACUUCUCAGCCUGGUUGGUUGUGGCGGCUAUUUGGCCAUCCCACCGGCUCGUCCUUGGCAUCGCAGAAGAAAUGUCACGGCUUUGGGGGCAGAGGUUCCCUGAUACACAACCUUUCUUCCCUAAAAACGUCUCAGAGGAGGAGGCACUCCUCAAGUAUGAGGGAAAUUUUGUUACGGGGGACGACUACCCUCUCUCGGAUGUUAGCGAUGGACAUUCCAAAGACAACAACAAAGAGGAUUACAAGCGCAAGUCGAAUCCGGGCGAUGUUUUCGAAAGAGCCGCCAAAAAGCACAAGGUUGACCGAACUACCGCUUCGCCCAACCGUGACAUCCCAGAGCCGCCCAAUGUGCAAAAGACCUCAGGUGCUGAGGGCCCGGAACAAGGCAAAGUUUCCUUUCUCAAAAGGAAAAUUAAGGCACGGGACGAGCUUAUCAGCGAAAAGAACGGAGUCAUCAAACACCAAGCUGCGCAAAUCAAGAAACUGGAGCGUCAACGUGAUCGAAGGUUCAAAGACGGAGACAAAGACUUCAGAGGGCUCUUCAAUCGUGUCGAAGCGCUCAAGACAAGCCUCAGAGAUGCGGCUGAAAAGGAGCACGAUCUGCAGUCCUAUGUCCGGCAAUUGGAAGGUCAGAUCAGGAAUCGAGAUGAAGAAAUCGAGAAGCUCUCUGAUCGCAACAGAAAGCUCAGUGCAAAGAACCAGGGCGGAUAUCGCACUUGGGAGACGCACGCUGAGGGACUGGAAGGGGAUCGAGGCAAAGGAAUCAAGGAUCUCAUUGAUGAUGACAGAACACUCGGGGAAAAGGUCAAAGAGCCGUCCGAUACGGAGGAGGAGUAA